This is a messenger RNA of Meloidogyne enterolobii, 328 nucleotides long. The record is from the annotation of a GenBank genome assembly. Lineage: Eukaryota; Metazoa; Nematoda; Chromadorea; Rhabditida; Meloidogynidae.
UGUUAUGAAUAUUGAAAAUUGUACAUGUGUUUUUAAAAUUUUGCCUGGUGUUCAACGAUUUAAAAUUGAAAAUUUUCAUCAAAUAGCUCGAAAUGGGAUUAAUACAGAAUAUAAUCCGCAGCGUUUCCAUGCUAUAAUAAUGCGUAUUAGACAUCAAAAUUAUAAAACAACGGCAGCAUUAAUAUUUCAAUCUAGCAAAGUAGUAUUAACUGGAGUUCCAAGUCCUGAGUACGCAACAAAAAUAGCUUGGAGGAUAACGAAAAGUAUAAAAUCAUCAUAUAAAGCGGCAAAAUGCGAGGAAAUUUGGCUCUUAUCGACAACCAAAUAG